GAUAGGUUGUGGAAUUCACUUGCAGGCCCCAAUCUAGCUUGAAGCUUGAUGAUAUCUUCCGGCAGCGAUGUGCCUUCACGAUGCUGCUAGUCCGCCUUCAACAUCGGAAAGAACCCCGUCCCCUAGGUCGGCGUGAACAACGACGCCUGUCCGAACACGAUACCGCCGGGCAAUCUCCAAGUCCCAGUCCGGAGACGCCAUUCGUCGUUCCCCAAACCCUACAGGACUACAGGUGCCCGUUUUGUAUAUGUGAUACCUCACUUCCCAUGAAGCAAAGGAACAGGAAAUGGAAGAACAACAAUACCUUCUGGGAACAUGUUGAAAAGAACGUCCACCACGAUGAACUCAAGGGGUAUGCAUCUGGGAAAAAGAGGUGUGGCAUCUGCGGGAGUGCAUCUCCAAGGAAUGAUGGCAUUCAAAGCGCAUACCUUCUGGGAGUAUGGCAGGGAGCUUCGCAAAGAGCAGUUGUAGAUUCUUUGGGCUUUACUUAUUUAAGUACUUAGCCUGACUCUUUGGCUGGCAACUUGCUUCAGACUCCUAAUCCCUCAGCAGAUUUGUCAAAUCCCAGGUCUCAUCUGUCUACAGAUGAUAUCCCGGAUGUAUACUAUGUGUAUUUUGGGCGCCGGGAACGUCAUCAUUGACUGUGCCAUAUCCCAUAAUCAAACCAGGGCGCGAAGCAAUAUUUCCGCCACAGGAUCCACAUGGGGCUGUUCUGGCUUGUAUCCAGAACAAGAUGGCCAUCUAGAUCCAAACAAAAAGUUGGUUCAUGAGGCUCAAGCAUAUAGUUACUCGUAUAUAGGAAUUCCAAAACUUUUUUGACCAG
Molecule: messenger RNA, 823 nt
Organism: Blastomyces dermatitidis ER-3
Lineage: Eukaryota; Fungi; Ascomycota; Eurotiomycetes; Onygenales; Ajellomycetaceae
Exons: 1
Coding region: 81-503 (140 amino acids)
Source: RefSeq, a predicted model, not a curated record